Messenger RNA from Adelges cooleyi (spruce gall adelgid), 977 nucleotides. RefSeq lists its product as uncharacterized. The transcript has 6 exons. The record is from RefSeq and is a predicted model, not a curated record. The coding region runs from base 10 to 966 and encodes 318 amino acids. NCBI's taxonomy places the organism in Eukaryota, Metazoa, Arthropoda, Insecta, Hemiptera, Adelgidae.
GUGUGCGCGAUGACAGAGACUAAACGAAAAUUGAGAAAACUUAUUUCGGACGCUAAAGACUUGGACAGUGUACUUGAUGCUUUGGUCGAAGCUCGGGAUCGACGGCUUUGUAGAUCUGUUAAAGAUGUGCUGAGCUGUUGUGCGUUUGUCUUGGCGCUGUCCGCCAUCACGGGAUCCAAUAACUGGAGCAUCCUGUCAGACGCCUUUUACCGGGGAUGGACAUUGACCGUCGGCCCUUUGUUAUCUGGAGGUCAUCAACAGUGUGCUGUGGGAUUGCCGGACUUCUUGGAGGACGUGCUCCGACCACCGAUUGAUUGUUCGUUUUGCAUUGGACUCGAAGCCAUCGACAAAGUAUCCAACAUGUCGGCCGAUACUUUCGAAAAAGAGUACGCAUACACCGGUCGGCCGGUGGUCGUUACCGGCGAUCCGAACUUGGGCCAAACAACGGGUCUUGGUUUUGAGUUGUUCAAAAACUUAUCUAAAGCCAAACAGCUGAAGUCUUGUCAGUACUUCCCGUACAAAACGGAAUUCCAAACGCUAGAAGAGGCGCUGGACAUGGACGAGAGACGAGCCGCCCUCGAACCCGGUUACAAACCGUGGUACAUCGGUUGGAGCGUUUGCGAUUACAAUACUGUUGAAAUUCUUAAAAGGCAUGUGGACUCACCGAGAUUUUUGCCAGUUGACUCGCACUACAAGCCAACCUUGUGGAUAUUCAUGGGUACUCCAGGUCACGGAGCUCCAAUGCAUAUAGACAAAGUCGCUUAUCCUUCCUGGCAGGCUCAACUCAGUGGAUCGAAGAAAUGGACUUUGAGGACACCGCUCGAAUGCUUUUUCAAGUGCAAACGCCAAUUCGAAGUCAACAUGGAAGCUGGUCACAUAAUAAUAUUGGACACGAAUGUUUGGUAUCAUAAAACCGAAACUAUCGGCCAAGAUAUCAGUAUAACAGUAGGAGGCGAGUACGAUUAAGUACAUCGACG